Rhodamnia argentea is the source of this 2020-nucleotide messenger RNA. Its product is annotated as UDP-glycosyltransferase 73D1-like. Gene Ontology annotation, molecular function: UDP-glycosyltransferase activity. The transcript has a single exon. Bases 399 to 1874 code for a protein of 491 amino acids. Lineage: Eukaryota; Viridiplantae; Streptophyta; Magnoliopsida; Myrtales; Myrtaceae. The record is from RefSeq and is a predicted model, not a curated record.
UCCUGUGCUCGUCUGUUAUGUUGUUGAUUAAAAGGCAAACAAUUGCAGUUGCUCCAGAUCUGAGUAUUACUUAGAUCCAGGGAAGUACAGUCUUUGACUUCUGCAAUGAAUUGUUCAAAGUCAAAACCACUCAUUUGAAAACUCUGAGAAAGAUCUCAGUCGCCCAAGGCCUUUUUCUUUGAAAAUGAGGGUGAAUGUUCCCAUUUCUAGGCGUCACCUGCCAAGGAAGAUCAGCUAAAACUCAUGUAUAUAUAGCACGGAGUUCAACCCAACCAUCGUCAUACCUAUGAAACUUUCCCAUCAAUUUGUCUUUUAAAGUCCUAGUAGCGUAAACAAAUUCCUCCCCCAGUGUUCCUCCUGCCGCAUUCCCUGAAUCGAUCAAACAGUUUCACUCCAUCAUGUCUUCGCUGCAGCAGUCGGUUCACAUCGUGUUCAUUCCGCUCCUGGCGCAAGGUCACAUGAUUCCUUUGGUAGACAUGGCGCGGAUUUUCGCUUCACGGGGAGCAGUUGCUACUAUAUACACGACCCCUGUCAAUGCCCGCAGGUUCAGAACAACCGUCGAUCGAUCCGGUGAACUCGGAAUGCCGAUCCGGCUCGUAGAGAUCCCUUUCCCGUGUGAAGAAGUGGGGCUCCCUGUCGGGUACGAGAAUCUUGAUAUCCUCCCGUCGCCAGAGCUAUUGACCAAGUUCUAUGAUGCACUAGGAAAGUUGCAAGAACCAAUUGAGAAGCACCUUCGACAACAAUCUCCUGCUCCUAGCUGCAUUAUAUCGGACAAAUACAUAUUUUGGUCAUCCGAAACCGCUCAAAGGUUCGGAGUUCCAAGAUUUGUUUUCCAUGCGAUGUGUUGUUUCUCCGUGUUGGGCGGUCAUAACAUGAAACACUUCAAUUUCUGGGAUUCGAUUACUUCCGACAUGGAACCAUUUGAGGUGCCGGGGAUGCCAAAGGGGUUCAAGAUCACAAAAGCACAGCUUCCAUUAAAUUCCGUGCGUCGACAGGAUUUCGACGUCUUCCGUUGGAAGAUACAGGAGGCUGAAAUGGCAGCUCAAGGAGUUGUGAUCAAUAGCUUUGAUGAGGUGGAGCACGGAUGCGUCGAGGCAUACCAAAAGGCGAUUGGGAAAAGAGUUUGGUGCGUCGGACCGGUUUCUUUGUGCAACAAAGAUGAGUCAGACCUGUUUCAGAGAGGAAACAAGGCCUCGAGCGAUGCAGGAAAAUGCAUGGCAUGGCUUGAUUCAAUGAAGCCACGAUCAGUGAUCUAUGCCUGCUUAGGAAGUCUAUGCCGCUUAGUCCCGUCGCAGCUGAUGGAGCUAGGGAGGGGCUUAGGAGCUUCGCAACAGCCUUUCGUUUGGGUAAUCAAAAGGGAAGAGGGGGAUUCAGAAUUAGAGAACUGGUUAAUGGAGGAAAGAUUUGAGGAAAGGGUUAAAGGGAGAGGAAUGGUGAUACGAGGGUGGGCUCCUCAGGUGGCCGUGCUAUCUCACCGAGCAAUCGGAGGAUUCCUAACGCACUGCGGCUGGAACUCAACCUUAGAAGGAGUGUGCUCAGCGCUGCCGAUGAUAACUUGGCCUCUAUUCUCCGAGCAGUUUGUGAACGAGGCGCUCGUGGUGGACAUACUGAAGAUUGGGGUUCGAGUGGGCGUGAAGGUGCCCGUGAGAUGGGGGGAGGAAAGGAAGGUAGGUGUCUUGGUGAAGGAACAUGAUAUCGUGAGGGCUAUCAAUGCACUGACGUCCGAAGAUAAGGAAGGAGAAGAGAGGAGAAAGAGAGCGGCUGAACUUGGAGAGAAGGCGAGAGAAGCAAUGCAAGAGGGAGGAACUUCUCACUCCAACGUGUCGCGAGUGUUGCGAUAUGUUAUGGAAGGACCAACCCAGGAAGUCGUUUGAUGCAAUCAUGUAGUUCAUUUGAUUUACGUAGAAAUAUAUCAUGGAUUGAAUAAGAAGUGCAUUCAACAGAAUGCACCUACAAUAUGUUGUGCUUUCGCCAUACUUGACUAUUCCACUAUCGAGUUAGCCACUAUGCGUCACAAUUC